AUGCCGUUGGCUCAUAUAGUGGGCCCCAGGCCUGGCAUCACUCAGCUUGCUUUUAACCAUUCCCCCUGUCUACCAAGUCUGCCGGCCGUGAAAGGUGCUGAAGCUUCCACUUCCAGAGCUGUAGAUCCCUCCCUUCAUCAAUUCAGCUCACUCCUUUUGGCUGCAGGGGCUCGUGCCGAUCCUCGCAUCCUUGUCUGGGACAUGCGUCGCCUAGAUGAGCCGUUGGUUGUAAUCUAUCGACGGGUUGAAAAUCAUCAAAGAUUUCAAUUUAGUUUUGACGCGACUGGCCGUUAUUUGUUAACCUGCAAUCAAUCAGGCGCGAUAUCUGUUUUCGACAUGGCUACUUGCUCCGGCAAUCUCGAGGAGCCAGUCAGCAGUCCGAUUCCAGUUUCGGUUUGGCGGGCCCACAUAGAUUGUGUUCACGGGCUUAGUCUCAAUCCAUGGCUUCCUUUGUUGGCCACAUCUUCAGGUCAGCGCCGCAGCACUCGACAUAGCCAACUGCUCUUGAAUGCUCGGGGUGACCAAGUCUCAGAUCAACCCUGUAAAAGCCAGAACUUGCUCUUAAAGACAACCAGCAUUAUCACGAAGAAUGGUAGGAUAAAAAACUACAGAUCUGUUGGUGAUGAUAAGAGAAAGGAGCCUUGA
Protopolystoma xenopodis is the source of this 645-nucleotide messenger RNA. NCBI's taxonomy places the organism in Eukaryota, Metazoa, Platyhelminthes, Monogenea, Polystomatidea, Polystomatidae. The record is from the annotation of a GenBank genome assembly.